ACCAUUUCCUUUUGACACACAGACUGUCCCGUUAGAGCCCUGCCCAAGCCACCGCUCCGACGUAUCUUGGCCUCCGUAAAGCUGACUUUGGUUUUGAAAAAGCCUUGAUGAGUUUUGGUCCAACAGCGCGGAAGCCGUCCCAGAAUCCCUUGAGCGUUACAGAUAUUUUUGUGCUGGUUUGUGAAGUCGGUGUAAGCUCGCCCAGGAUGAGAGGAAGUGUGAGGCAGGCUGGGACGUGACCAUGACAGCAUCGCCAUGGAUACUGAUUAUCAUCUGUCUUGCGAUGGUGACCUCCAUUGAAUCAGGGUGUGAUUUUACGGUGGAUUAUCGCAGUGGUACCAAAGGCACUUUCUCUUCACCAAACUUCCCAGCACCGUACCCAGAACUAGCGAACUGUCACUACGUAUUCCAGGCAGCCGACAAUGGUCGAGUCCAGAUCAGCUUCUCUUUCUUUGAGCUAGAGGAAACGAAUCCAGAUACAGGCUGUGUCUAUGACCACAUCAACGUUUACAGCCUGGACAACCGGGACGAGAAGAUGUUACUGGGGCAAUUCUGCGGCAGCUCUCCCCCUGACCCAGUUGUCUCCCUUCAUCCCAAACUUGAAGUCCAGUUCAUCUCCGACUACACCAAGAGUAUGAAAGGCUUUCUAGGCAACUACGAAUUCCUGGGAGAUACCUGGCUUCCCUUUAAGUCUACAGAGAGAGGCUGUGGUCCCAGUCAACUGGACGGAGUGUCAGGAGCAAUUACCUCCCCUGUUCUCAAUGCACAUCACAAGGGACCAGUGGAGUGUGUUUAUUUACUAAAAAGGGACAAAGAUACCCACCUUCUGCUGCAUUUUGUUGAUGCAGAUCUGGGUUACAAAAGUGGUGGAAAAUGUGUGGGUAGUCGUGUAGAACUGUAUAAUGGUUUCCCCACCCCUGUGAGUCUCCCAGACGACCAGGUGUGCGGUCAGCUAACGUCAGAUCGAGAGUUCUUGUCCAAGUCUUCUAGACUUGUCAUCAGGUUUGUGUCUGAUGAUGAGGGUCAUCAAAGGAACAGUUUUAAACUAAUCUGGACACAGGUGACUUUGGCUGAAGAUGGUCAUUGUCAAGGUCACUUGUGUGGUCAGCGUGAUUACUGUGCAGAUGCUGAUCGGGGUGUCUGUAACCCUCACCUAAGGUUCUGUAUCCAUGACGACCUCCGUUGUAAUAGCAUCCCCAACUGUGGGCCUUCUGAUCAUAGUGAUGAAAACAUGUGUGGAAGAGACAUUGCCAUCAUCUGUAUUUCUGUACUAGCGCCUCUUUUUGUUUUAACACUCAUAGCCAGUUUGACAUUUUAUUAUUACAAAAAGCGAAAAGUGAAACAGUCUGUGACGUUACAAGGAGUGUUACCUCCCCCUCCCCCAAUACCCCACGACAUAGAGCGACUGCAGCACAGUCCAUCAGCGCAAAGACACUGCUCAAAGAUUUUACACACCUCUUUUAUUGAUGGGGAGGCAUCCAGGGACUACCCAAGCGAGACUACUUUGGAGCGGCAAAGGGAGGUAACUCGAGAGCACAGAAGGGGAGUAACUUGGGAUUUACCAAACAGCAGUGAGACAACAUGUGGUAGUGAGUACCCCAGUCCAAGUAGCCUGAAGCGAAGUGAUGGCCGUACGAAGACUGUAGAGUUUGUUCCCCUUCAGGCCAUGAAGCGACCUUCCUAUCAUCUGAUGAAACAGACGUACACGGAUGACGGAGGUCGAUCAGUUAUCAUUGCUGAGAUUUGAAAAUGGUGCUGACCUUCACUGAGUUUUUAUGUUUGGACAAAAUUUUCAAGGAUUUGCUACCAAUGGGAAGUGUUUUUGAACCUAAAUUCUUCUUUUUGUGUGCUUCAUGGAAAUAUUUUGAGCUGGUGUAACUGAAUUGAUAUGGGGUGUAAUACCCUGUACAUGUUCAUCUAACCCUAUCAUGCAGGCUGAAUGAUCUGUACAGAUGAUUUGUGCUAGUUUAUAGUUAAUAUCAAAGAUAUAUAAACAGAGAGAAAUAUGCCCACUCUGUUUACAUGAUUCCCUGCCUAGGUACACCCACUUCACAUUGAUAGGUGCACAUUGUCACAGUAAUAGCCAAACUGACAUUUUUAUGUAUAUAUGAUCACAUCACAAUGCAUUCUGGUGAAAUUGACAGCACUUGCUGAUUGUGACGUGCAGACUGCAAACUGUUUCCCUCUGUGUCACUUUGUGAAUUUUUAGUAACAUUGCCACAGUGAUCUGUGACACACUGCAAAACAUCUCUAUUUAUGUUGUACAUCUGUUAAUAUGUUAUCUUGAUCAAAAUGGAGACAAAAUUAAUAAACUGCAAUUUAAAUAUCCAGACAGCCGAUUUACCUUUGACCAAUGGGGAUGGAGACUGGCACUGGUUCAGCUGUUGUUUCCAGUAUAUUUUGGGGCCUCCGUGGCCAAGGUGGGUUGCACGCCAGCGCGGCGCAAUGACCCCAGGAACCUCUAACCAGUGCGGUAGCUGUGGGUCCAGCUCAUGCUCACCUCUUCUUUGGCCAUACGGGGAAAGGCAUGUCUUCAACCUUGGGUUUUUCCCGGGCUCUGUCCAGUUUUGCCCCCCACCUUAAUCCUGCUUGACAUCGUAUAAGUGAAAUAUUCUUGAGUAUGGGGUAGAACAGCAAUCAUAUCAAAUCAAAAUCCAGUAUAUUUUGUUAAGUACACUACUUGGCAAUAGGCCAUGAUUUAUUUUGGUCAUUCCAGUUUCACCCACCCAUAAAACUUACCGCUGUAGCAUAAUGGAAAAAUUCUUUAGUAUGGCACGUGAAACACCAGUCAAAUAAAUAUUAAAUAAACAUUAUUAAUUUGACUAAAGUGAAAUGUUGCCUCUGGCUCGAACACAAAAUUUUGAUUGUGAACAAAUAUUUACAACAAAGUUACAUGUACUAGUUCUGUUUGUAUGAUACGCUAUAUAAUUUAAUUGUUAGUCAUCCUUUCAUUUUUCUCACAACUUGAUGAAAUUUUUUUUUGUACAAUUUUGAAUGUUUUAUGACUCCAAAAGUCAUCAGUGCUGUUUGUUGCAUUAAGUUGCAUUUUAUUCAUAGAAACUUUUCCACACAUAAUCAUACGCUCUGCUGAAUGGAAGAAUUUUACAAACAGAAAUAUAGUUUAGGUUCUACCCCUUACAUAUGAACCUCAGUACUCCCCGGGAUUCAGAGAAAGUAAUCUGAGGUGAUAUUUUGUGAUAAAAUUGUUUUGUAGACUUGUAGAGAAAUUGAAGAUCAUUUUAACACAAGUUGUGAGUUGUUAAUUUGAUGUGUUUGAAGAGAUAUUUUAUAGUAUGUUAUAGUGUUGUAUUAGAAUAUAUACAUUCCUAUAAUAUGGCACUUAGUCAUUCCUUAGUACAUUGAUAUUGUAGAAUAUUAUGUAUAAAUUUACCGCUGAUGCUUUGUUUAGUAAAUUACAUGAAUGUAUAUGUGCUGAUAGUUUACAUGGGAGGGGAAGGUGUAAACUGUAGCCUCUAAAGGAACAUCACGCUGUUGUGCUGAAAACUCGACCACAUUCCAAUUCGAGAAAUUUCGACUCAAAAAUCUUUCAAAAUUUCCAUUUUUUUAUGCUAUCGUAACUAGAAGUACAGGUAAUAACAUCUCAGUUACAUUUCUGGAUAUCUGUAAAUGUACAGUAAAAUGCUGUACAGCUCAUUAUAGGGCUGCAAUAAAGGCAAU
Liolophura sinensis is the source of this 3678-nucleotide messenger RNA. RefSeq names its product neuropilin-1-like. The transcript is spliced from 9 exons. The coding region runs from base 242 to 1747 and encodes 501 amino acids. NCBI's taxonomy places the organism in Eukaryota, Metazoa, Mollusca, Polyplacophora, Chitonida, Chitonidae. Gene Ontology annotation, molecular function: protein binding. The record is from RefSeq and is a predicted model, not a curated record.